Molecule: messenger RNA, 611 nt
Organism: Juglans regia (Persian walnut)
Lineage: Eukaryota; Viridiplantae; Streptophyta; Magnoliopsida; Fagales; Juglandaceae
Exons: 4
Coding region: 98-331 (77 amino acids)
Cellular component (GO): chloroplast
Source: RefSeq, a predicted model, not a curated record
GCGGGUCGCAGUAUCGCACACCAACUUUGAUAUAUUUUUUCGUAGUCGUACAGCACGGGCAAUAGAAAGCCGACCCUUCUUCAAUUUCAUCACCGCCAUGGCCUCGCCGUCCGAUCCUUCCGUCCAGGAAGCCGCGAUAAAAAGGCAACGGAAAGGACCCCCAUUUAAGUUCUUGUUUCCACUUGUGUAUGCCCCUGUCCUUCCUCUCAUCCGACUCUCUCUGAGGAAGAACCCGGUUUUAAGGGAUCGUUUGUUUACGCUUGUGCUGGCAGGGGCAUUUGCUCAUGGCAUGUAUUUGGUAACGGAUCAGUACGAUAUAGAGAGCAAGUGAAAGCUUGGAGCAUGGAUUUAGAUAUUUGAUUGCCUAUAUUUCUCCCCUUUAAUUGGUUUGCGGAUAUUGUUCAGCUCAGAUAAUCUAUUAACUUGAUGAAUAGAUUACGGAAAAUGGGAAAUUUUGAUUGUAUUUUUCUCAUCGAUUAAACUAUAGUUGCUGCAUCUUGUACUUUUUUUCAUUUAGCCAAACAUUUGAGACCUGCAACGUGUUGCAUCUCAUGUUGCAACUGAAAUAAUUGCCAUUUGCCAAAUGGUGAAGCUGCUUUUCUUUACAGAAA